AUGGGCACAUUCCACGACUACAUCCCCGAGCGCCUGAUCGAAUGGGCAGCAACUCAGAAGUGCUUCUGGGUCGCGACAGCGCCUUUAGACGGUGAAGGACACGUCAACGUCUCACCGAAAGGCGUAGAAGGGACCUUCCACAUCGUGGACAAGAACAGGGUGUGGUAUGAGGACUUGACAGGCAGCGGCGCGGAGACGAUCUCACAUCUGCGCGAGAACGGGCGCAUCACGAUCCUAUUUCAGGCCUUUGAGGGAGGGCCACGUAUACUGCGUCUGUUCGGCAGAGGGACUGUGCAUGAGUUCGGGACGCCGGAGUACGACGAGCUGUUACCGCCCGGCAAGCGCCAGCCGGGUUCGCGGGCAGCGAUCGUCAUCGACGUACACAAAGUUGGCACGUCCUGCGGCUUUGCGGUCCCAUUCUAUCAAUACGUCGGCCCCAGGGAUACUCUGACGAACUUUGCAGUCAAGACCGAGAAGGACGAGGGUGUAGGGCUGAAGAAGUUGUGGAAAGAGUGGAACACGCAGAGUAUCGAUGGGCUGCCUGCUUUGAAGACGGCCCUUGAGACGGAUAAGGUUCCUAGGGCUUGUAUCACCGAGGUGAAGAGUGGCCUUCCGACCCAUGUGGCGACGAAGAGGAAAGCUGCGGCCUCGGCGCAGAAGGCGGCUUUGCCGACGAGCUUGGUCGCGGUGCUGGCUUUUGUUGCUGGAUUGCUCGUUGCUAUUCUGUCGGUCAGACUUUCGGCGGUCGCGCGAGAGAUGCUGGUCUGA
This is a messenger RNA of Peniophora sp. CBMAI 1063, 768 nucleotides long. Lineage: Eukaryota; Fungi; Basidiomycota; Agaricomycetes; Russulales; Peniophoraceae. The record is from the annotation of a GenBank genome assembly.